AUCUACAAACUUUAGCUCCUCUUAAACCAUAACUCAGCGAUUAUUUGAUACCCCAAUUAUUGAGAGUAAACAAUGCUACAAUGAGUGAAGACGAUGAUGGCUCUAAAAUUGAAGAUGAGAUCGCGAAGCUGGAGUCGCAGCUUGCGGAGGCAAAGCGGCGGUUGAAUACGAGAAGAGAACAAGCUGGAAAGACCACAUCACCAACCCUCGCUCUCACGCCUAGUCUAAUACCACUGUUACAAGAUCCAUCAUACCACUACCUCCUCUUACUCUCAGACUCCGCGCUUCCACUGGGUUCAUUCGCAUUCAGCUCCGGGCUAGAAUCCUAUCUCGCCCACGCGCGCCGCACAACCUCAUCUUCCCACCAUCUAUACAAGCCCUCCUUCACCUCCUUCCUGCCCUUAUCCCUCUCCUCAUACGCCAGCACAACGCUUCCAUUCGCCCUCGCCGCGCACCGCGACCCAGCGCUCAUCGCAGAGCUCGACGACAUCCUCGACGCAUCCAUCAUCUGCGCCGUAGGCCGCCGCGCCUCGAUCGCACAGGGUCGCGCGUUGCUAUCAAUCUGGGAGAAGAGCCUAGCGCCCUCGUCUGCCGUGUCCGCGGACGCGCGGAGGGCGCUCGAGGGAUAUUCCGCCAUCUUGCGGUCUUCGUCUUCAACUGCUGCUACUGCUUCAAGUUCAUCUUCUUCUACGACUGGGCAAAAAGUCAGCGACGGAAGUGAAGAAGAAGAAGAAGAAGAAGAACUUCUCCCGCCGCCAGUGUCCGCACACCUGGCCCCCCUCUUCGGGGCCGUGGCAAGGCUCCUCGGCCUCGCGCCGCGCCAGACGGCGUACGUGUUCCUGUUCAGCCAUGCCAAGGCUCUGGUCUCGGCCGCUGUGCGCGCCGGUAUGUUCGGGCCGUACCAGGCGCAGAAGAUCCUCGCGGGGGGCGAGCUGCAGGUCCUGCUUGCCGAUUUGAUCGAGCGCGAGUGGAACGUUGACGUUGAACAUGCUGCGCAGAGCGUCCCUGUUAUGGACCUCUGGAUAGGAAGACAUGAGAUGCUUUACUCGAGGAUAUUCAAUAGCUGAUUAGAAUAGAGGGAUGUUGUUGCUCUUUAUGGUAAUCCAACAACGAUUAGGACAGCCUUUGAUAGAUUCACCUAGCAUAAAAUACGCGAAUACCGCUAUACACUCCAUAUGACAUUCAUAUUUAUACCACA
This is a messenger RNA of Xylaria bambusicola, 1198 nucleotides long. Its product is annotated as UreF-domain-containing protein. The record is from RefSeq and is a predicted model, not a curated record. Bases 81 to 1067 code for a protein of 328 amino acids. The transcript has a single exon. NCBI's taxonomy places the organism in Eukaryota, Fungi, Ascomycota, Sordariomycetes, Xylariales, Xylariaceae. Gene Ontology annotation, molecular function: nickel cation binding.